This is a messenger RNA of Musa acuminata AAA Group (dessert banana), 2002 nucleotides long. RefSeq names its product probable serine/threonine-protein kinase PBL26. Gene Ontology annotation, molecular function: ATP binding; protein kinase activity. Gene Ontology annotation, biological process: protein phosphorylation. The record is from RefSeq and is a predicted model, not a curated record. The coding region runs from base 531 to 1763 and encodes 410 amino acids. NCBI's taxonomy places the organism in Eukaryota, Viridiplantae, Streptophyta, Magnoliopsida, Zingiberales, Musaceae. The transcript has 4 exons.
GUGCACGAAUCUUAGGGACCGCAACCCCCGUCUGCUUCCCGGUUGUGUUUCUGUUCCGACGCAUUUGCCGUUUCUACAAAGAUGAUGUCAACGACGCCUUGCGCCCUCCGAGCGGUUUCCUCCGCUCUCCUUUCUUUCCGAUCCACGUUUGGUCCUCAGAGCGCUUCAACUGCGUCCUCACACCAUCCCGCCGCUUCCGGAGGAGCCACCGGUCGCCGUUGCCCCCAAAAAAGACGGCCCCGUUUCCUCCUCCCUUGGCAUUUAUCCCCCAAAAAGAUCUCCUUCUUGACCCGACUCGCUGCCGUUGCCGGGACGUGUUUCCAGUCUUUCGGGGAGGGGGGGCGUCUCGGAUCAAACUUCCACCUUCCGCGCUUUCUGCCCUCAAAUCACGGCAGUGGUUUUCGUGUCCCUUAAUUCCAUCCAACUCGGCGCUGCUGCAAGUUGGGAUCUUUUCGGGCCUUGUUGUUCCUCUUCGGUGAAUUGAAUGUAUUCGGAAUGCCAAUUUGAGCCAAGUUGUGUUCUAAGAAGAAAUGAGCUGCUUCCCUUGUUUCUCCAAGAAAAAUAUCCCAAAGGAGGACCUACUACCUCCGGCUUCGGGCGUGGUAAAGGAGCAUGAGCCAAAUGGAAAGCCUGAGUCUCAUCCCACACAGAAAACCUCUGAUGAAGCAACCCAAAAGGAUGCUGGAACUGCAAAUAUUGCAGCGCAGACAUUCACAUUCCGUGAGCUUGCUUCGGCUACCAAGAACUUUCGGGCUGAGUUCCUUUUGGGCGAAGGAGGGUUCGGUCGGGUGUACAAGGGUUGCUUUGAGAAGAGUGGGCAGAUCGUAGCCAUCAAACAGCUCGACAGGAAUGGCUUCCAAGGCAACAAAGAAUUUGUAGCUGAAGUAUCGAUGCUCAGUCUGCUUCGACAUGAAAAUAUAGUCACGCUUGUAGGAUACUGUGCUGAUGGUGAUCAAAGGCUUCUGGUCUAUGAAUACAUGCCCAUGGGUUGCUUGGAAGGCCAUUUGCUUGGUACUGUCCUUGAGAGUCUCUCUGUUCAUACUUUCUUGCCACCCAUGCACGCACGCAUUUGCAUACAAAUUACUUUUCCCUUGCUUUCUUUCCCUGUUGGAUCAGGUAUCCCAGCUGAUCAGAAACCUUUAAGCUGGUAUACGAGGAUGAGAAUAGCUUAUGGUGCCGCUCAAGGUCUGGAGUACUUGCAUGAGAAGGCCAACCCGCCUGUGAUCUACCGAGAUCUGAAAUCAUCCAAUAUCCUGCUCGAUGAAGAGUUCAAUGCAAAGCUCUCCGAUUCAGGGUUUGCGAGGGUCGGCCCCAUGGGGGACAAAGGCCAUGUCUCUGCGAUGGUGAUGGGCACGGAUGGAUACUGUGCACCAGAAUGUGCGAGGACGGAUCAGCUCACUAUGAAGUCGGAUGUGUACAGUUUCGGGGUCGUCGUGCUCGAGUUAAUCACCGGGAGGAGAGUCAUCGAUGCAUCUAAGCCAACCAAUGAACAGAACCUCGUCGCCUGGGCAAUGCCCAUGUUCAGAGACCAGAAGAGGUACCCGGAGCUGGUUGAUCCGCUGCUGCAAGGGGACUAUCCAGCUAAAGGAUUGAGCCAAGCAGUCGCCGUCGCCGCAAUGUGUCUCCAAGAAGAGGCUUCGGUUCGCCCGUUAAUGGCUGAUGUCGUCAAGGCGCUGAGCUUUCUUACGACGGCAGCGAACUCAUUACCGGAAGAUAGUGUGUUAGAAGAUGAAUAUGAGCAGAGUGAUGAAAGUAGCGACUGAUGAUUCUUCCGACUCGGGACAUUCACAACAAUUACUCGAGGCUUGUUGCUUCUCUGUUUCUGUAGCUCUGUCACUCUUAGGAGUCAAAGAGUAGCAGCAGCAUGUGGAGUGAGAUUUCAGGGCACCAUUGAUUGGGAUUCAGGUCCUCCUUCUUGCUCCUGCAUUACCCAUAUAACUUGUAUGUUCUCUGGAUCUAUAUAAAUCCAUUAAAGCAUUUCCAUUUGGCUUUUCAUGUGAUC